CGAAACAAGAAGUCAAGAACCGACCUACAUAGACGUACGGUAUUGAACGAAAGCCGUCCGUUUUAUAUGUAAAUCGAGUUUGUGUGGUGAAGAGAAAUUUUCUAUCACCAUCUUAAAUCGGCCCUCCUUCUUGCCUCUCGAUAUCAUUUGCGUAUCAGCCCUCAUCAGUUUAAUUAAAGGACAAAGUGUUUGAUAGCUGGUUACUUCAUAUUCUACAACCUACAGCCAAGUUUCAUGUCUGAACUCGACGCGCAUAUUCCAACUGCUUUUGAUCCUUUUGCUGAGGCAAAUGCUGAGGACUCAGGUGCUGGGUCAAAAGAUUAUGUCCAUGUGCGUGUACAGCAACGUAAUGGGAGGAAAAGCCUGACUACUGUCCAAGGUUUAAAGAAGGAAUACAGCUACAACAAGAUUCUUAAGGAUCUUAAGAAAGAGUUCUGUUGUAAUGGUACUGUUGUCCAGGAUCCAGAGCUAGGCCAGGUCAUACAACUUCAGGGUGAUCAAAGGAAGAAUGUUUCCACCUUCCUGGUGCAGGCUGGUAUUGUGAAGAAGGAAGAUAUCAAGAUUCAUGGUUUCUAAAUAGCAGCAGAUCAUUUGCUAUUGAUACUUUACCUAAUAGCAUAUAUAAGUAGUACUUUGUUUCGCAAUACAGUGACAUGUCGCCUUGCAGCAUAAUGUUGCUGUUGCAUGUAGUUCAAAACAGUUGGAUGCAUUUCUACCGGUUUCUCGCAUAUGUUGAAGGAUUAUGGGUUAUUCCAACACCAUUAUACGGAAUAAUACUUUGUUGCGUUAUCUAUAUGAAUGUGUUCCCAGAAUUUGAUCAUUUGCGAUACCUUCUUGGUUUUGUAA
Tripterygium wilfordii is the source of this 846-nucleotide messenger RNA. Its product is annotated as protein translation factor SUI1 homolog. Gene Ontology annotation, molecular function: RNA binding; translation initiation factor activity. The coding region runs from base 235 to 576 and encodes 113 amino acids. The record is from RefSeq and is a predicted model, not a curated record. Gene Ontology annotation, biological process: translational initiation. NCBI's taxonomy places the organism in Eukaryota, Viridiplantae, Streptophyta, Magnoliopsida, Celastrales, Celastraceae. The transcript is spliced from 5 exons.